This is a messenger RNA of Hypomesus transpacificus, 2197 nucleotides long. It is a transcript of the gene cdkn3, whose product is annotated as cyclin-dependent kinase inhibitor 3. Bases 86 to 796 code for a protein of 236 amino acids. The transcript is spliced from 8 exons. Lineage: Eukaryota; Metazoa; Chordata; Actinopteri; Osmeriformes; Osmeridae. The record is from RefSeq and is a predicted model, not a curated record. Gene Ontology annotation, biological process: protein dephosphorylation. Gene Ontology annotation, molecular function: protein tyrosine phosphatase activity. Gene Ontology annotation, cellular component: nucleus.
UUAAAUCGAGGCUGUUGUUGCAGCCCGUUAAGUGCAGCUGGGUUGACAGCUGUCAAAAUAGCAUACAGUGGUUGGUAGUACGUGCAUGAAGGUUACAAAGGAACAGAAUAUGAGGACAAGCGAGUUCGAUUCAUCGUCGGAUGACGAAGAUACAGGGGAUGAGCAGCAGGCACCGCUACUGGUCUCCUGGUUACCUCUGUCAGUGGUCGAGUGUUCCCAGUUUCUCGGUAUAUGUUCUUUGCCAGGAUGCAAAUUCAAAGAUGUCAGAAGAAAUCUGCAGAGAGAUGUCGGUGAGCUUCAGGACCAGGGUGUGGAGGAUGUGUUUGUGUUCUGCACAAGAGGAGAGCUCCAGAAGUACAGGGUUCCCAGCCUGCUGGACACCUACAGGCAGAAAGGCCUCAGGGUGCACCACAUGCCCUUCCCAGAUGGGGGCACUCCUGAGCUAGACCAAUGCUGCCAGAUACUGGAGCAGCUCCAGUCCAACCUCCAGAACAACCGGAGGACUGUCAUCCAGCACUCCCAAGCACAUGAUCGUGACCACUGCUGUAUGUCCUCCCCCCCCCCCUGCAGUUGUUAUGGAGGCCUGGGUCGCUCUGGAUUAAUCGCUGUGUGUCUGAUGCUGCAGCUGUCAGUGACCAUGACGCCCAACAAAGCCAUUGAGAUCCUGAGGGAGCACAGAGGGAGCGGAGCCAUACAGACUGUCAAGCAAUACAAUUUCCUGCAUGAGUUUCGUGAGAGGAUCUCAGCAUACCAGGAGAGCAAAGUCGUCCCAACAGAACGAUCUGUGUCUCGGUGAUCACUUUCACCCCAAAUCUGGAGUUGGGUGUUCAAAUCUGUCAAGUCCCUCAUUUAGACAACAUGCCCUGAAUAAUGAUGUGGUGUCUGGCGUGUUUGCACUUUAAAAUAAGAACCAGAAAUCACAGUGAGGACAUGAUUAUGUUGGUACAGCUGAAUCCUCAUUUAUUUGAGAAAUGUGCCUAUCUGAACAUGGGUCAAUUCUUGAACUAAAUCAGAUUUUACUGGCACAUUUAGGUCUACACAUACACACUAGAUUAAAUACUAUAUAUUGUUCUUAGCACACACAGGUGAUAAACCAGGCCAAGUUUCAUUGUUGUCAUUACUCAACCUGCUCGGGUAUUUGUGGUAAUACAGUUCAUUAUGGUUUUGUCACUGUUGGUUAGCAUUAACUUUUGACUCCAAAACAGAUAUGAGUGGGAUAGGUUUAUUAUGAACAUUUCAACUCAAAUUUGUAUUCUCUGGGUGUAACUUGUUGGAACUGAAUUGACAGAAAUGUACUUAAAUUAAAACAUGUAGUACAUCACAUAUUCCUCUUUCCCAGAUAAUGUAUGAAAAUGGCAAUAAAUAAAUGAUUUAGGGAUGAUGUUCUUUCAGACCGCUUGUCCCAUGGUCCAAUAUUUGCAAACAAAACCUUGAAAAACCUGGAAAGAUUUUUUUAAACUCACUAUUCCUGCAAUAUGAUCAUUUUAGUAAUAUCAUGAAAAUGGAGUGUAGAACAUCCUUGGAAAAAAACAUGUCACAAAAUCUACUGAAAAUAUACAUUACAAUUUUAGCAGUCUAAUGAUGGGUUAUUUAGUGGACAAAAAUGUCUGACAUGGACAAGAUAAUGUCUAAAAAAAUCAAGUGAUAAACAAAAACAACUGGAUGGUAGUUUGACCUCAAGUGUUGGACCAUUCAUUCAUACAAUUUGGGAUUUUUUUUUGAUGGGUUGACAUUUAUUAUUGAAACAAGAGUUGGCGAUGACAUGUCUUUAGAAAGCAUGGAGAUUCAUAUCAAACAGUUUGAGGAUGUAUCUUGUGACAACUAUUUUGAUUGUCCUUCUGCCAGACAUUUUCCAUAGUGAUACAUUUUAUGUAAUUACUUCUUAAACUAUCUAUGAUCAGAGUUUCAUACCUGUGUUGUGGCAACAAAAUCUAUAUUCAACUUUCUACUUCGUCAUGUUGAUAAAACACAUAACAAAACUUGUUCUUAAACGCUGGGCAUCCAUUUCACAUUAAAAGCAGAUCUACAUCAUCAAUAGUUAGUCAAGCAAACAGCUGUGGAUUUGACUGAUAAAGUUCCCUGUAUAAGAAUGCCUACUAUUCGGUAAACAAUCAAAUAUGGAUGGGGUAAAAAAAUGGAGAAAAAAAAAAACUUUAUUUCAAUUUAAAGCAUUAAAUCAUCACAGCAAGAAUGAAAA